Arabidopsis thaliana (thale cress) is the source of this 2572-nucleotide messenger RNA. RefSeq names its product LOB domain-containing protein 37 (gene LBD37). The transcript is spliced from 2 exons. Bases 1110 to 1862 code for a protein of 250 amino acids. The record is from RefSeq and is marked reviewed. Gene Ontology annotation, molecular function: DNA-binding transcription repressor activity. Gene Ontology annotation, biological process: negative regulation of DNA-templated transcription. NCBI's taxonomy places the organism in Eukaryota, Viridiplantae, Streptophyta, Magnoliopsida, Brassicales, Brassicaceae.
GGUAGGUCUCUUAAGGAUGUUAUAGGGUCAAUACCUUCUUUCUUUCUAUCAGGGGUCGUCGACUUAGAUAGAGGUUAGUCCCCUUAAUUAUUCAUACUUUUGUCCUUUUUUUAAGAUCUUGUAAUGUUCUUGUUUAAAUUCAUAAUACAUACACACGAUCGUGUAUAAUGCAUGAACUAAAAUCAAGCUAGGGAACUAGAGGGGGCAAAACACAUAUCUCUCUGGUAUUGCAUUGCAUGUGACCUUUUGAAUUUCAUAAUAAAAAGAAGAUGGUUGUUAUGAUUAGCAUUCCAUAGUCAUACUAGAUGUAUUUUUUUCACCAAAAAUGGAAGCAAUUAUUGAUGACCUUUUGCAAAAUCAAUCGAUUACUACCCCUUAAUUACCCUGAUCUAUUAAAUAAAGUUGAAUGAUUAAAGGAUUAGGAGGAAUCCGUUAGAGAAAAUGACCCGUAAAUAAGUAUCUUUUGGACAAAUAAAAAGCUCUAAUUUCACUACACACAGUUGUCAUCGACUGAAAAAUAAAAUGAACGGCUGAGAGAGGAGAAGACACAACUUUUCGCGGAAACACGGAGCCGCUCGCACCCAUCAUCUUGGAAUAUUUUACCACACACACACUCUCUCUCUCUAAGGUCACUUCACAAACGUUACCAACCAAUAAAAAGACUAUUAUUAAAAAAAUGUGUAAAAAUCCGUUUCUAAUUUAUUGUGGAAUAAAAAUUGCAGUAAUCAAUUAAUAUAAUUGUUUUAAUUGGUGUAUGAUUCUUCUACGGCGGCGAGCCUCACGCACCAAUACGCUUCCUUUUUCUCUAUGUCUCUUCAUUAUUUUAUUAUUCCUAUAUUUUUUUAAAAAAAACUCAAAAAUAUUCCAAUUUGGAUUUUAAUAUAUACUAAUAAUGUGUGUGUAUAUAUAUAUAUAUAUAUAUGUGGUCUUGUCUAUCUUCAUAAAACAUUUUAAUCUCUCUUCUCUUUUUUUUGUCUGUGCAAAGAUAUCACUUUCUUCUUCUUCUUCUCCCAGACAUCAGCAAGAUUCAGGAGAUUAAAACCUUAAAUUAAAACAAUACAAACUCCAAAUUCACCGGAGGAAAUAACUUAAAACUUGAAUCUGAAAAGAUGAGCUGCAAUGGUUGCCGUGUUCUCCGGAAAGGUUGCAGCGAGAAUUGUAUCCUCCGGCCAUGUAUUCAAUGGAUUGAAACCGCCGAUGCUCAAGGCCACGCCACCGUCUUCGUCGCUAAAUUCUUCGGCCGUGCUGGUCUCAUGUCCUUUAUCUCCGCUGUUCCGGAUUCUCAACGUCCUGCUUUGUUUCAGUCGUUGCUCUACGAAGCUUGUGGAAGAACUGUCAAUCCAGUUAACGGAGCAAUCGGAAUGUUAUGGACUGGAAACUGGAAUAUCUGUCAAGCGGCUGUUGAAACAGUGCUUCGCGGCGGUUCUUUAAGACCGAUCCCGGAGCUUCUCACUCACGGCGGCGGUUUCGCUGGCUUUCCUUCGCCUACAUCUGAAGAAGCAUCUGAGAUCUGCACCGAAAUGUUGAAUCUCCAGCAAAAUGAUUCCACCGAUCGUAACAUCUAUCAUCAUUCACGAUUCUCAAGCUCUAGAUCUAGAUCUACUAUGGAUUCUUCUUCUCCGACGAAACGUAAGAGAUUAUCAUCGGAAGACCAACCAUCUUCGGAGCUUGAUCUAUCUCUCAUCCCUAAUUUUCCCAUUAAGCAAGCAACACCUUCUUCUACACGGCGGCGAUCAGUAACACCGUCGAUGAACUCAGAGGACUCCGGGACGACGACGACUACGACGGCGUUUUGUGACAAGGGUGAUGUGUACGGUAACGGAGGAGGAGAAACGACCAAGUUGCUUAACCUUUUUGUUUAAUGCAAAACGGCGGCGGUUUUCUCAGAGUUAGUCUAGGGUUUUAAAUGUAAUUUUACACAUUUUCUUCCUUUUUCCUGGAUAAAUAUUGGACCGGCGAAUUAACAACUACGUCGUUUUGUUCUCUCGGUUUUGAGUCCCCCCCCCCCCCACCAUUAACCAAUUGUAAAACUUUAUUGAGUGAAAAAUAUUAUGUCUAGUUUUUCUGCAUAAUCCAGUAACAAUGUGAACUAAUUCCUUUAGGUUGUUUGGAUUUGUAUUGAAUAAACUCAAAAUAGUUACGCAUCCAAGAAACACCGAUCGAUUCUUCACGUCCAGUAUAUGUAACUGGCUGACAUGUGUUGAUGGAUAUGCAAAUCCCGUGUUGGAUGCUCGACCUUAAGAAACUUCAAUAAAAAAAUGAAAGAAGAUUUGUCAUCGAUAAAUACUAUACUAACAAUUUUCUAAAAAAUUCCAACCAGUAUAUUGGACGACUCCUACCACAUAGAAUAAACUAGAAGUAGGGAAAAAGAUCGAAACUGUUGAAAUAGUUGGACCGUACAUAAACAAUAUAUUUUGGAUAUGUGCAUAAUAAUAAUAAUAAUAAAAACAAUAAAGUGGAUAUAGAAUAUCUAAGCAUGUGGUUGGACCAAAUGGUUGGAGAGGAGAGGAGGCACACAUGACACAGAGAGAGAGCCCCUUUGGUAUAGAGGCGGCUUUUGGACGACGCAAAG